GAGACCCAAACAAAACAAUAUUUGAGAACCAAAACAAUAUUUGGCGAUCUUAAAUCUGGGUGCGGAUCUCGGAGAAAUGGAUGAUAGUGACAGAGAUUCGUUGGCGAAGAGACCCGGUGUACUCGUUAUCGGAUCCUCCGGCGUCGGCAAACGAACCCUUUUAUCUCUUCGAAACUGAGCCGAACCGGGUUUUAGCGUAGUGGGCCUUCGAGCUGACGGGUUUUCCCUGGAACUGGUGGCUUAUUGGCUCGGGAUUACUAUCUAUAGAUUUUGAAGAUGAUUUGGACUCGUCCUCAGACAUUCUUGCUUACAGGUGGACAAUUAACACAAAGUAUUACACAGCCGAUGUCUCCAUGUGGAUGGCUCAUUUAUUUAACGAAUUUUCAAUCACCGGGACACCAAUGCUUAAUCAAGUAGCCGCCCUAGUGAUGGUUUUCGACCUGAAUAACAUGUCUUCGUUUUCCGAACUUAAGAAAUGGGUUUCCUGCAACGAUAUCCAGAACUUCGACAUCUUGUUAUGCAUUGGGAACAAAGCGGAUCUUGUUCCGGGUCAUUCAGCCCAUAUCGAAUACCGAAGACAUCUACUAAAUCUCGAUGAGUCAUCGGAAUGUGGUAUUUCCGAAACCGAAGGAAGUAGUUUACUUGGAGACGAAGAGUCUUCAACGGAUGUUAAGCGGUCUUGUAUGGAAUGGUGCUUGGAGCAUAACAUAGAAUAUAUCGAAGCUUGCGCAUCAAACCCUCGAUUUGACAAAUGUUUGUCGGUUGAUGGUGAUUCACAAGGUGUUGAACGACUUCUCGGGGCUCUAUCUGCUCAUAUGUGGCCUGGAAUGGUGUUGAAAUCCGGUGAUACUAUAAAUCAACCUACGUUACCUGAACAAGAAGAUUCAUCGGAUGAAGAACAGAAUUACGAAUUCGAGUACGAAGUCUUAUCAGCUGGAUCUGUAGAACCAUGGGACGAUACAGACGUAUCAUGGGUUUCCGCAACCAACGACAAUACAGGACCAGAUCUCAAUAACAAAAGACCAGUUAACAUAGAUACACAGCCAUCAACAUCACAAUCACAAGAAGAAAUCGAAACCGAAAGAGAAAAGGAAACACCCGAAGCACAUGAAGAAGCCGACGAAGGUGAUACGCAUUUCGAACUCGAGGAUAUGGAACAGUUAUUGUCUGAGAUCGGAAGUAUGCGCGACAGUUUGAGGUUGAUGCCUGAUUUCCAAAGACGGGAAAUGGCUGCGAAUUUUGCCAUGAAAAUGGCGUCAAUGUUUGGAGGGAGUAGCGGUGAUGAAGAAGAACAAGAAGAAUAGAUUAGUAAAUGUUUCCGGUGAUUAGUUAAGCAGAUUUAUUACAAAAACAUUGCCGUUAUGCGCCUCUUGCGUUAAUUUGUUUCUGAUUAUGUUCAAUGGCCUUUAAAGACGCUGCAAAGCUUUCAGCUCCCUUAAUGUUGUGUAAAAUGCACCUGCUUCCCUUUGAGAAUUGAAACUGUAAAUUGUUUAAAUGUCUAAUGUAGAAUAAUAUGAAUAGAUAUAAGUGUAUGAAGCGGUACCUCAUGGGUUAUGUUUGUACGUACACCUUUAAGGGCUGAGGCGGUAAAAAAACGUGUGCCUCAUGGGGUUGUGUGUUUUUGAUGUUUUAGACGUUUAGUGUCAAUUUUUUUAUAAGA
This is a messenger RNA of Helianthus annuus (common sunflower), 1660 nucleotides long. RefSeq lists its product as uncharacterized. Bases 354 to 1304 code for a protein of 316 amino acids. The transcript is spliced from 7 exons. The record is from RefSeq and is a predicted model, not a curated record. Lineage: Eukaryota; Viridiplantae; Streptophyta; Magnoliopsida; Asterales; Asteraceae. Gene Ontology annotation, molecular function: GTPase activity; GTP binding.